Messenger RNA from Gastrolobium bilobum, 1011 nucleotides. RefSeq names its product sugar transport protein 13-like. Gene Ontology annotation, molecular function: carbohydrate transmembrane transporter activity. Gene Ontology annotation, biological process: transmembrane transport. NCBI's taxonomy places the organism in Eukaryota, Viridiplantae, Streptophyta, Magnoliopsida, Fabales, Fabaceae. Bases 1 to 1011 code for a protein of 336 amino acids. The transcript has 5 exons. Gene Ontology annotation, cellular component: membrane. The record is from RefSeq and is a predicted model, not a curated record.
AUGGCGGGCGGAGGAUUUGCAUCAGCAGCUGGGAACACCGAAUUCGAAGCGAAGAUCACAUUUACUGUCAUCAUUUCUUGCAUAAUGGUCGCCACCGGUGGUCUUAUGUUCAGUUAUGAUAUUGGAAUUGCCGGCGGUGUCACAUCAAUGCCUAACUUUCUGCAAAAGUUUUUCCCAGAAGUAUACAGAAAGACACAGGAGCACGGGAGUGAUAGUAACUACUGCAAAUAUGACAAUCAAAACCUUCAAUUGUUCACAUCCUCACUCUACCUUGCAGCUUUGGUUGCAACCAUAUUUGCCUCUGGAGUCACCAGAAAACUAGGCCGCAAGAAAACUAUGUUGAUUUCUGGGUUUUUCUUCAUUGUUGGAACUGUCUUAAAUGCAGUGGCAAAUACCCUUCCCCUCCUCAUUAUAGGCAGGAUCAUACUUGGUUGCGGUGUUGGUUUCGCCAACCAGGAUGUGCCGGUUUUUCUUUCUGAGAUUGCACCCACAAGAAUUCUUGGAGCACUUAACAUCAUGUUCCAACUUAACAUCACCAUUGGAAUUCUCAUAGCAAACAUUGUCAACUGGUUUACUGCUCUAAUUGUGCCGGCUCUAUUGCUAACAGUGGAGGCCCUCGUAGUGGAUGGCACUCCUAAUAGUCUUAUUGAGAGGGGUUUUGAGGAUGAAGGAAAAGUUGUGCUCAAGAAAAUUCGUAUUGUAGAAAAUGUUGACCCUGAAUUUGAAGAUAUCGUCAAAGCCAGUAAAGUGGCUAAAGAGGUCAAGAACCCCUUCUCCAACCUCUUCAAGCGCCACAACCGUCUUCCUUUGAUCAUUGCCAUCUUGUUGCAGCAUGAUGCUUCACUGUACUCAGCAAUGAUCACAGGAGCUGUGAAUGUUCUCUCCACAUUGGUUUAUGUGUUCUUAGUUGACAAAGCAGGGAGAAGGGUGCUCCUGUUGGAAGCUGAUUCUAGAUCUUCUUAUUUUUCUCGGCUUGGGUGCUUGCCAUGUCAUUAUUCACAGUCUUCCUAA